Lachancea fermentati is the source of this 1155-nucleotide messenger RNA. NCBI's taxonomy places the organism in Eukaryota, Fungi, Ascomycota, Saccharomycetes, Saccharomycetales, Saccharomycetaceae. The record is from the annotation of a GenBank genome assembly.
AUGGCACCUCUAUCACGUCAAAACUCGUUGAAAGAUCGUCUGAGCAACUCUUCGCUCACCAAUCUUUUCAAAUUGAAUCGGAAAAGGUCUCGUGAAGAGGAUGUUGCGUCAACAGAGACCUCUGCAGUGGAAAGAUCAGAUUCAGAAGACACAAAAUAUGAUGACGAAGAACCGGCUCACAAAGCCAAAAGAAGACGGAAGUCUUCCGCAGAGAAGCAAAAAGAAGAUGAACAUGAGCGUGAACUAGAUGCGGCACUUCCAGAGGAGCUGCGUAAGUAUAGACCACGAGGUUUCCCUUUGAACCUGCCACCUACGGACCGCCCAAUUCGGGUGUACGCAGAUGGUGUCUUCGAUCUAUUCCAUCUGGGACACAUGAAACAAUUGGAACAAUGUAAGAAAUGCUUCCCAAAUGUCACGCUGAUAUGUGGUGUUCCCUCUGACGAAGUCACACACCGUUUAAAAGGUCUUACGGUAUUGACAGACCAGCAACGUUACGAAACUCUGAGACAUUGCAGGUGGGUCGAUGAGGUAGUUGAAGAUGCUCCCUGGUGUGUCACCCCAAAGUUUCUCGAGGAGCACAAGAUUGAUUAUGUGGCGCACGAUGAUUUGCCUUAUGCUGCGGCAGACAGCGAUGAUAUAUAUCGCCCUAUAAAAGAAAUGGGCAAAUUCAUAGCCACUCAACGAACUGAUGGCAUUUCUACCAGCGAUAUCAUCACUAGGAUUAUUCGUGACUACGACAAGUACCUCAUGCGCAAUUUCGCCCGUGGCGCUACUCGACAAGAACUCAACGUAUCUUGGCUAAAGAAGAACGAACUAGAUUUCAAGAAGCACGUACGCGAUUUCCGCUCGUACUUCAAGAAGAACCAGCAUAACCUGAACCAUGCUUCAAAGGAUCUAUAUUUCGAAGUGCGCCAAAUGCUACUUCGCAAGACCCUUGGGAAGAAAGUGUACUCCAAGCUGGUAGGUAAAGAACACCCCAUCAAGGCAAUCCGAGGCCGUUCCCCCGCCUCUGAUUUCGCUCGCACCUAUACCGACCAUGUUCCUUCCACGUGCGAAGAGGACGAGGAGGAUCAUGACGCUGAGGAGGAUAACUCCGAAGAAGACGACGAAAACAAUGAGCAAGACAGCAGUCAGAAAACAAAGCCAUCAGACUAA